AAACAUUUCGAUCAUCGUAGCUAGCAGAUAGUAUUCGGUUCACUUUAUAUAUUUUUUAUUGAGGACUCUUGUCUAGGUGGCUAUGCCUCGUCCAGCGACACGCUACAACAUUGGUCUUUUUCCAACACCAAAGCGUACUAAUGUGGGCAGUCAGUAUCUUCACACACAGAAACAUUACGCUCGUCGAGUGUGGUACCAAAAGCAAUACUUUUCCUCCAAACCUUUCGCUAUUACAAAGCACAUGGGUAGCACCCCCCGUAUACUUCUAGAUCGAAGCUUAUGGAAGUCUUUGUGGUUUACUAAGGCCAAUAUCCCAGAUAUGAAUCGCUGGGAACGUGUAGUAAAUAGUCAACGUGUCACUGAGGAUCGCUGGGCUCUUGUAGAGGAAGGAGGCGUCAUGUAUCAAGUAAAUUGGAAGUUGUACUGCGAAAGGCUUGAAACAGAGCUUCAGAAUGCACAGGAUCAACUUCCGCAGUAUCGUUUUGCUAUGCGCGCAGUUCCAUCCGCGUGGAAAAAGCUGGAUAUUGACAUUAGUGUUCUUCGUGGGCUUUCCGUGCGAGAAGCGAUGGCUCAAUGUAAGCUUUCAAUACGAAAGGGACAUAUGGCCGUGUUUCGCGCCUUGGAGCUUGCCCAACAAGGGGCUGAGUCCAAGGGAUUGGUUAAGGAUCGACUUCGUAUUGCAAGUAUAACAUGCGUACCAGGCCCAACUGAUAAGCAAAUGGAUAUUCGCAGUAGAGGGUACUACGCCUGGAAGACCAAAAAGUCAUCUCAUCUGUUCCUCACAAUUACAGAAGAUCCAGAAAUGGUUUUACCAGAUCGUUCCGCAAUUCCGUACGCGUCUUUAAUGACAAUGAAACGGGCGGGACUUAUGGAAGAACCUACCGUUCUGGAUGUACCUGCGAUCACAGCGGAAGGUAUUUAGUAGGGACUCUGACGCAAUCGAAUUCAAGAGGAGCCACCCUAAUGCCUGCGGGAAUGCGUUAGACUAUGUGAAUGUCACUAUUUGCAAAAUUCAUUAUUUUGCUAUUGAUCACAAUAUACCCACUUAUUGCUACUACUAUUGUUAUUAUUGCUCGUGGUACAUCACCUGUUAAAGCUAUGUGUAUGAUGGUGGCCGUAGAUCUGCAUAACGUUGAAUUACAAUAUAACGUAUUGAAAGGUGUUUACAAGGGCAAAUAUGGCUGUAGGCCUUCCGGACAGAACAUUAUCCCUGUCUUGCUUACCAUAUCCAUCACUGCACAACCUAACGCAUGAAACAGAGAGAUUGUCUGCACUUAGUUUUACUUAAUAAAAGGUAUGAAACUCUGAUACAGCGAUAAGAUGAGCGACUUCGUUGGGGGUUAUUAUUUUUAUUGAAUAAAGGAGUGCGUGUGAUACGAAA
This is a messenger RNA of Phytomonas sp. EM1, 1381 nucleotides long. The record is from the annotation of a GenBank genome assembly. NCBI's taxonomy places the organism in Eukaryota, Euglenozoa, Kinetoplastea, Trypanosomatida, Trypanosomatidae.